Molecule: messenger RNA, 4933 nt
Organism: Phycodurus eques (leafy seadragon)
Lineage: Eukaryota; Metazoa; Chordata; Actinopteri; Syngnathiformes; Syngnathidae
Gene: lonp2
Product: lon peptidase 2, peroxisomal
Exons: 17
Coding region: 336-2855 (839 amino acids)
Biological process (GO): protein quality control for misfolded or incompletely synthesized proteins; protein targeting to peroxisome; protein processing
Cellular component (GO): peroxisomal matrix
Molecular function (GO): ATP hydrolysis activity; ATP-dependent peptidase activity; serine-type endopeptidase activity
Source: RefSeq, a predicted model, not a curated record
CCGGACGUACACAGGAAGUUUAGUUAGGAAACAAAACACAUAUACAUCUAUUUUUUAAAGUCAUGUAACGUCGGUCACCUAUAAUUUAUUUUGAAUUUGUUUUCAAAUCAUAAUGGUAUAUUUUCCUGUUGCAUCCAAACGGCUUGCCAAUCACCGUUUUACUUUGAAAAUAGGAAGGAGCGAAGCGAUUUGACUUCCCGUGACUGGAAAGGCGAUUUUGGAUAUUUGCAACUUAACCUAACUUUGCCAGUGGUGGUACUCGACAACAUAAGCAUCGCAGGUCACUUUUUGUAGCGUCUAGGUACGACAGCAAGUGUCCUAAUCCUUAGAAAAAAAUGUCCUCCUUGGGCGGAAUGACGGUGCCGAGCCGUCUCCCGUUGCUCCUGUCCCACGAAGGGGUGCUGCUUCCAGGCUCGACCGUCCGCUUCAACGUCGAUACUCCUCGGAACAUGCACCUGAUCAAGCACCGUCUGCUCAAAGGGACCUCGCUCAAAAGCACCAUCAUCGGAGUGAUCCCCAACACCAGGGACCCUGCGAAGGAUGCCGAUGACCUCCCCACAUUGCACAAGAUUGGUACAGCCGGGAUCGCAGUGCAGGUCGUGGGCAGUAACUGGCCAAAGCCACACUAUACACUACUCAUCACUGGAUUGUGCCGCUUUAGCGUGUCAAGCCUGUUGACGGAACGGCCCUUUGUUUUGGCAGAGGUGGAGCAUUUGGAUAAACUGGAGCAUUACACCACCCCGGCAGAGGGUGUCACAGCAGAAGAUGGAGAGCUGCAGGAGUUGUCCCAAAAAUUCUACCAGACAGCUCUACAGUUGUUGGGUAUGCUGGACAUGUCUGUUCCGGUAGUGGCCAAAUUCAGACGUCUUUUGGACAGCCUUCCCAAGGAAACUCUGCCCGAUGUUGUCGCUUCCAUGAUCCGCACCUCAAACAAGGAGAAAUUACAGGUCCUGGAUGCCGUUAGCUUGGAGGAGCGUUUUAAGAAAACAUUGCCCAUGCUGACCAGACAGAUAGAAGGACUUAAACUGCUGCAGAAAACAAGGAGAAUGAUGCCUGGCCCAGAAAAGAAGGUGCGCAAAGGGGGGGUGUUUCCAGGCCGUCAUUUCAAUCUGAACGAGGAAGAUGAGGACGAGGAUGGUGAUGAUGCACCCUCCCUGGAGAAGAAAGUUCAUGGGGCUAACAUGCCAGACGCAGCUCUCAGAGUUUGCUUAAAAGAGCUCAAAAGACUGAAGAAGAUGCCGCAGUCCAUGCCUGAAUAUGCCCUCACGAGAAACUACUUGGACUUGAUGGUAGAGCUUCCAUGGAACAAAAGCACCAAAGACUGCUUGGAUAUUCGAGCUGCCCGAUUAUUGUUGGAUAAUGACCAUUAUGCAAUGGACAAGCUGAAAAGACGAGUGCUGGAGUACCUGGCUGUUAGACAACUGAGAGCUUCACUGAAGGGCCCAAUCCUGUGCUUUGUGGGACCACCUGGAGUCGGUAAGACCAGUGUGGGGCGCUCCAUCGCCAAGACUCUAGGCAGAGAAUUCCACCGCAUUGCUCUUGGGGGUGUUUGCGACCAGUCGGACAUCCGAGGACACAGACGUACUUAUGUAGGCAGCAUGCCCGGCCGCAUCAUCAAUGGUUUGAAGACCGUGGGUGUCAAUAAUCCAGUUUUCCUCCUGGAUGAAGUGGACAAACUGGCAAAGAGCCUGCAAGGAGACCCUGCAGCUGCACUGCUGGAGGUGCUCGACCCGGAGCAGAACCACAGCUUCACAGACCACUAUCUCAACGUGGCCUUUGAUCUCUCUCAAGUCCUCUUCAUCGCCACAGCCAACACCACAGCGACUAUCCCCCCCGCCCUGCUGGACAGAAUGGAGGUGCUGCAAGUGCCCGGUUACACGCAGGAGGAGAAGGUGGAGAUAAGUCACCGGCACCUGAUCGCUAACCAAAUGGAGCAGCACGGAUUAUCACCGCAACAACUGCAAAUACCCCCAGAUACCACCAAGGAUAUUAUAAACAGGUACACGCGUGAGGCCGGUGUGCGCUCGCUGGAGAGGAAGAUUGGAGCCAUCUGCCGAGCUGUCGCUGUGAAAAUCGCUGAAGUCCAAACAGAUUCCAAGACUGAAGAGUUGACUCCCGAGGGUCACACACAGCAGGGAGAGAAGGCAGCCCCCCCGGCGAUGCCAAUCGUGAUCGACCACAGGGCCCUAAAAGACAUCCUGGGAACUCCCCCCUUCGAUAUGGAGGUGUCGGAGCGGCUUACUCUACCCGGCGUGGCCCUGGGCCUGGCUUGGACCCCUCUGGGUGGCGAGAUCAUGUUCGUGGAGGCCAGUCGAAUGGAGGGUGAAGGUCAGCUGACUCUUACAGGUCAGCUGGGCGACAUCAUGAAAGAAUCAGCACAUCUCUCCAUCAGCUGGCUGAGAGCCAAUGCUAAACGCUACCAGCUCACUAACAUGGUGGGGGGUCCGGAUCCUUUGGAAGGGACAGAUAUCCAUCUUCACUUCCCUGCCGGAGCUGUGACCAAGGAUGGUCCUUCUGCUGGUGUUACCAUAGUAACCUGCCUGGCCUCUCUGUUCAGUGGACGAUUGGUCCGAUCUGACGUCGCCAUGACUGGAGAGAUCACGCUGAGAGGCCUGGUUCUUCCGGUGGGCGGUAUCAAAGACAAGGUGCUGGCGGCCCACCGGGCGGGGGUCAAGCGAGUCAUUGUGCCCAAACGCAACGAGAAGGACCUGGAGGAGCUUCCGGCAAACGUGCGAGACGACCUGGACUUCGUCACCGCCGCCGACCUGGACCAGGUGCUGAACGCCGCCUUCGACGGGGGCUUCCCCGGGGCGGCGCGUAUGCGAGAACACCCGCAGAUCAGCAGCAAGCUGUAACCGUGUGACGCCGUAGGCCGUGAUUAAGGGUUGCGCCUCCAGCACGUGUGUGUCCGCUGCACGUGGCGAAUACAUGAAUCUUCACUCAAAGUGUUUGAAGUGUAGUGCAUCAAGAGUUGAAAUGCCUUUUUGGGCGCUUAUGUUUUUUUCCAUCAACUGGUUCAUUUUCAUGAAACAAGCUAAUUUCACAAUAAAAGAGGGUAGUUUUACACAAUAAUGUCACAGACAGGUUAUGAUGACACCUGGGGCCUCAUGUACGACGACUUGCGUGAAUUUCCCCCGAAAACGUCGUACGCACAAAAAUAUUCAGAUGUAUGAAACUGCGUACUCAUGAAUCCAAGCACAUUUCCUUCGUACAUUCCAAUCAACGUGGAAAUGAGCGCACAUGCUGGAGUCGCCGACUCCUCCCUGUCCACGCCCACAUUUGAAUAUGCAAAUCACAUUUAAAUGAACCCUGCCCCUGAGAUGCCAAACUCUACGUGAGCAGAAAAAAAGGAAAAUGCUGUGGAGACAGAACAGCGCGCGCACGCUGAACUAAAAAAAGAAGUGGUCAGACAUUAAGGUGGAUGCGAAGCGGGGGACAGCUGCCCACCGCCAAAGUGUGCCCAAAACAGGCGGAAGAACCGCCGCCGAGGCCCCCCAUCCUGUUCGAGGAGAGAAUCGCUGCGAUCGUGGGUGACAUUACUCUUUCGGGUGCUGGGAGCACGUGUGGCUGACUCUGUUCACCCCACGAGGUUAAUAUCAUGCAUCUUUAUGACUCAUAACAAAUGUGAUCAUACAGUAACCUACACUCAACCCUGUGAGAUAAAGGUUCAUGCGUAAAUGUUGUAUGUGUGGUCCAUCCAUCCAUCCAUUUUCUGAGCCGCUUCUCCUCACUAGGGUCGCGGGCGUGCUGGAGCCAAUCCCAGCUGUCAUCGGGCAGGAGGCGGGGUACACCCUGAACUGGUUGCCAGCCAAUCGCAGGGCACACAGAAACAAACAACCAUUUUCACUCACAUUCACACCUACGGGCAAUUUAGAGUCUCCAAUUCAUGCAUGUUUUUGGGAUGUGGGAGGAAACCGGAGUGCCCGGAGAAAACCCACGCAGGCACGGGGAGAACAUGCAAACUCCACACAGGCGGGGCCGGGGAUUGAACCCCGGUCCUGAGAACUGUGAGGCAGACGCUCUAACCGGUCGUCCACUGUGCGGUAUUUGUAAUAAAUAUUUUGAAUUCAAAUAGAAGCACAUCACCAUAUCAAAGAGGAUAUCAAAAACUUUGACUCCUUUUGGAUGACUCACUUUUAUUAUUUUAAUCCACAGGAGUGAACACGCACGCUGAAAAAAUUGUGUUUUUUAUUUUUUUGAAGAGGGGUGUUUAUGUUAUUAUGUCAAUUUAAACACAUUUUAAUCAUGUGCAACGGAUGUCCAUGUUCAAAUUAAGUACAUUCAAAGGACUCUUUUUUUUUCAGUGCAUGUGCUGGAGACACAAGAAGCGAUUAUGAGGGCAAUAGGCGCCAUAAAUGAUCGCCUUGAUCGAUUAAUAGGUGUCCUCACAAAUAUCAGUGAUUCAUUAGAUACACUGGUCAACAAAUGAAUUGUCAGUCCUUACCUCAAUUACAUUGUUGAAAUCAAAUGUUGCCGGGCAUGAAUUGUUCAUCAGUGCUAAUUAUUCAUGAUUCUCUGGUGUGCAGAUUUAUGAGAACAGUUUCCCAUCAUCACCUCUAAGUGUCGCCAAAGCACCAAAAGCUGCAGAAACGUGCGUACGCCGGCCAAGCAGUUGGCGUGAGGCACUUUGCCGUGAAAAAGAACGUACGCCACGUUUCUGUGCGUACGCACCUUUUGUACAUGAGGCCCCUGGAGAGGCAGGUUACACCCUGGACUGGUCAUCAGGAAAUUGUGGGCCGCAUAUAGUAUGAACACAUUCGUUAGGAGUUCUUAAAAAAAAAAAAAAAAAAAAAAUACAUAUCAUCCUUGCGGGGUGAUCAUUGUCAGUCACAUGUCCUCCCAUCACCCCCGAGAGAGCAGCGUCACCCACGAUCGCAGCAACUCUCUCCUCGAACGGGGUGAGGCCCUCCGCGCCGGUUCUUCCGCCUGUUUU